Molecule: messenger RNA, 2099 nt
Organism: Laetiporus sulphureus 93-53
Lineage: Eukaryota; Fungi; Basidiomycota; Agaricomycetes; Polyporales; Laetiporaceae
Product: glycoside hydrolase family 30 protein
Exons: 15
Coding region: 298-1794 (498 amino acids)
Biological process (GO): glucosylceramide catabolic process
Molecular function (GO): glucosylceramidase activity
Source: RefSeq, a predicted model, not a curated record
UGAUGACGACCAAAGAGAGGCAUCGAUUUGCUGUUCCGCUGCGUUCUCAUUCGAUCACGGCCUGAUGUAGAUGUCCCUUUCGGGCUCCUACGUUCCGUUGUCAAGCAGAAACUCCGGCAGGACAACCCUCGACUGGCAUUGUUAUGGCACGUCUGCUUUCUGCCCACGCGUUCAUUAUGCCGGCCUCGGAACAGUAUAAAGUGUCUCGCGUACCUCGCGAUGCACUAUUCCUGUCUCCCGCUGGCAGCUCGUCCUCUCCUUCCCCGCCUGUCCUUAAGGCCUAUUUAAUACCCUGAGAUGUUAUUCCACGCGAUAACGUCGUGCUUUGCAUUUCUCUCGCCCAUUGCCGCGCAGCAGAUCUACGAUGUCUGGUCCACUACCUGGGACAGAAGUGACUUGUUCACUUAUACCAACCUGUAUCCCAACCCGAUCGACUUCACUACUCCUGGUGCCACUGGUUCAGCGGAUAUUGUGGUGACGGACACCACGCUGUACCAGAGUAUGAUUGGCUUUGGGGCUUCUUUGACCGAUUCAUCUGCGCAGCUCUUGAGUGAGCUCAAGAGUAGCGACUCGGACACGUACUGGGAUAUCAUCAACUACCUCUUCGAUCCUACCGAUGGCGCAGAUGCCGCAGGCUUCUCCUACAUCCGUGUCCCCCUUGGUGCUUCCGACUUUUCCGCCAGUGUCUACAGCUUUGAUGAUACUGAUGGUGACACUUCACUUAGCGACUUCAACAUCAACGCCGCUCCUUCCUAUUUGUAUGAUGUCCUCCAGGAUAUCGCCGGCGUCAACAGUUACCUCAAGAUUCACAUCUUGCCCUGGUCGCCGCCGGGAUGGAUGAAGGACAGCGGUACCAUGCUGGGCGGUUCGUUCCAGUCCGAAUACACUGAUACCUAUGCCAGCUAUCUGCUGAAAUGCUUGCAGGCUUACUCAGACAUGGGCUUCUCGGUUUACGCGAUUGGAGUCCAGAACGAGCCCCAGAACAGCGACUCGACGUAUCCAACGUGCUUGAUCUCUGCAUCGCAGGAAGCGGCCAUCGGUCUGCAGCUCCGUUCCCUCAUGGACUCCAACGGCUUUUCGGAUACCAUCAUCAUUGGCUACGAGCACAACUGGAAUGAUGCUGCUGACUACCCUGUCACACUCAUGCAAGAUGCGGCGAGCGCAUUUGCGGGAGUCUCCUUUCACUGCUACGCCGGCAGCGUGAGCGACCAGGAGGAGUUCUACGAUGCCUAUCCAGACAAGGACAUCUUCUUCACUGAGUGCACCGGCGAGUUCGGCAGUGAUUGGUGGAGCGAUAUCAAGUGGUACAUGGAUAAUAUCUUUAUCGGUUCUCCGAACUACUGGUCGAAGAACGGCGCCAUGUGGAAUCUUGCUCUCGAUGGAAACGGCCAGCCAACGCUCCCCGGUACCGAUAGCUGUGGCACGCCUUGCCGGCCCAUCGUGACCGUCAAUAGCAAUGGCACGUAUAAUUACAACCAGGAGUUCUAUGCUAUUGCCCAGGCGUCGAAAGCAAUCCUACCCAAGGACACAGACGGGCCGUUCGGCCAACGAGUCGAGGUUGCAGUCAACGGCGAUCUCGACUGGGGACUGAUUGUGGCUGCAUACGUGACCAACCGCACCGAUUCUACAGAUUGGCUGCGCUACAGUCUGGUCGUCCUGAACUGGGAUGAUCAACCGAGUGGAUCCUGGGACCCUACUAAUAUCACCGCUACGAUCGAAUUCCGUGGUCAACAGGCGACCUACACCUUCCCCGUCGGUGUAACCACCCUCUGGUGGUACGGUGCACCGCUCUGAACGAUUCACAACGUCAUCGCGAUAAUCGGCUCUAUGAAGACCAGAGUCUCGCACCACGAUUUUUCAACAAAGCAUCACGCUCGUUCUCGCACACAUUCGAUUAUUAUUAAAGGGAUCAAGCCACUUCCUGCGCCCUGCGGUCUUCGCAUAACAUGGACGUCGCAGGCCGGGUCGCGUCUUGUUCCAUGCCAUUCCUUCGUCCAACAGGACGCUUGUGCACGCAAUCUCUCUCUCAGGGUUUUAGGCUAACCAUAUGGUUCUUCAUGUGUGGAGGACUCGUUCUCUUGUUGAUCAAGAGUAUGCAC